AUGGCGUAUAUGGUGGUGACGGUCGGGAUGGCGCUCGGAUCGUGGGCGGUGUUUAGCCUGUAUGCGACCAACACGGAGAAGCUAUCGUCGAGCAUCCUCAAGUCGGUGAUCUCGCAGGUCAAGGCAUCACCUCUCGUCGUCGAUCUGCUCGACACACACGAACCAAUCGUGCUCAAACCCGAACUCUGGCUCGCCAACAAGCCACACAUCCAAGGCUCAGUCAACAUGAUGCAAGGCCGCAUCGACCUCGCCUUCAAAAUCCACCCACGAAACAACCACACCAACACAGCCACCGUCUACUUCACCUCGAUCCGUCCACACAAACACGCCCCCUUCCACAUCCUCCGCUUCCUCGUCAUCCACAACCACUCGGCUAAAUCCGUCAACCUCCUAGACUCCAACCUCACCUCGAUCCACCCCUAA
Molecule: messenger RNA, 423 nt
Organism: Mycosarcoma maydis (corn smut)
Lineage: Eukaryota; Fungi; Basidiomycota; Ustilaginomycetes; Ustilaginales
Exons: 1
Coding region: 1-423 (140 amino acids)
Biological process (GO): mitochondrial respiratory chain complex IV assembly
Cellular component (GO): mitochondrial inner membrane
Source: RefSeq, a predicted model, not a curated record